CAUUUCAUCAACUCAAAUCGGAGCAAUCUUCAAACCUUUAAGCACUCUUUUCAAUCUUUCAAAAUUUUCUCCUAACUUUCAUUUCUUAAACUUUUCAAUAUGGCUCCUAAUACCACCACCACUGCUGUCACCAAGAACACCCUUCUCUCCAAGGCUCCAAGCCUGUCAAGCCGUGCAUUUGUGACUUUCUUGGCUGGUAACGGGGACUAUUGGAAAGGAGUGGUGGGGUUAGCCAAAGGGUUGAGGAAGGUGAACAGCAGUUACCCUCUAGUCGUCGCGAUUUUGCCUGACGUUCCUGAAGAGCACAGGAAGAUUCUGGUCAAUCAAGGCUGUGUUGUGAGGGAGAUCGAACCCGUGUAUCCACCUCAGAACCAGACUCAGUUCGCCAUGGCUUAUUACGUCAUCAACUACUCCAAGCUUCGAAUUUGGGAGUUUGUUGAGUACAGUAAGAUGAUAUAUUUGGAUGGUGACAUCCAAGUGUUUGAAAACAUCGACCAUCUCUUCGACAUGGCUGAUGGUUAUUUCUACGCAGUGAUGGACUGUUUCUGUGAGAAAACCUGGAGUCACACUCCUCAAUACAAGAUUGGUUAUUGCCAACAGUGUCCUGACAGGGUGAGCUGGCCGGCUGAGUUGGGUCCUGAGCCUCCACUUUACUUCAACGCCGGCAUGUUUGUUUACGAGCCAAGCCUGUCAACUUAUGAUGAUCUAUUGAAAACCCUCGAAGUCACACCUCCCACUUCUUUUGCAGAGCAGGACUUCUUGAACAUGUACUUCAAGGAUAUAUACAAGCCUAUUCCUCCAAUUUACAACCUUGUGUUGGCUCUGUUAUGGCGUCACCCGGAGAACAUUCAACUUGAUCAAGUCAAAGUUGUUCACUACUGUGCCGCUGGGUCUAAGCCAUGGAGGUACACUGGGAAAGAAGAGAACAUGGACAGGGAAGAUAUAAAGAUGCUAGUGAAGAAUUGGUGGGAUAUAUUCGAUGAUGAAUCACUUGACUACAAUAACACUGCAGCAAGUGUGACUGAAGCAGAGCCAGGGAACUUGGGGCAGUUAUUGGCAGCGUUAUCAGAGGCUGGUGUUGUUCACUAUAUUACCGCCCCAUCUGCUGCCUAGAGAGGCUGCCGAUGAAGAUCCAUGUUUUUAAAAAUGUAUACAGUGUUCCAUGUAAUAAUUUAGCUGUGUAUAGGUGUAAAGGGUGUUGUCUUGUGGUGAGGUCUUUCCUUUACUAAAAGUGGGAGAACCUCCGGGAGGACGAAGACUUUUGUUCUUCCUCUUUAUGGAGUGUUUAGUUUGUAUAAUAUUUUAUUAUUAAAAUAGAAAGAUUAUUUUAAAGAUA
Messenger RNA from Mangifera indica (mango), 1336 nucleotides. Its product is annotated as galactinol synthase 2-like. The transcript has 4 exons. Bases 100 to 1113 code for a protein of 337 amino acids. The record is from RefSeq and is a predicted model, not a curated record. NCBI's taxonomy places the organism in Eukaryota, Viridiplantae, Streptophyta, Magnoliopsida, Sapindales, Anacardiaceae. Gene Ontology annotation, molecular function: glycosyltransferase activity.